AUGCCUUCAUGGACAGGCAGAGUUAUUGGUGCGGGUUGGUCCGACUGUAGGGCCGUCGCACAGGAGCUGGUCCGGCGGGGCCACGACGUCGUAUGGCUGACAAGUGCCCGCAACGAAGCGCUCGUCCGCAUGACGGGAGCGGCCUUUGUCCCAACCGAGGCCAUCGCCGUCGUGGAUGCUCCGCUGAUGGCUGAGAAUGAAACCGGAUUGCUUGAUGGAAUCUACAGCCGCUUGGUGUCUCGCGUAAUUGCUCAGGUGAGCGACUAUCGCAGAGUGCUGCUCGACUUUGCCGCCGAAGUGCUACUCGUCGACGUUCUGCCGCACGGCGCGAGGGCGCUGUACGAACUUGGCGAGAUCCCCGUAUAUGCGACACUGGGAGUCAUUCCAAUGUACAUGUCGUGCUGGGGCGCUCCGCAGGCAGUGUCGGGAAAGGCUCCUCCAUCGUCUACGCUUGGGCUGCUCUGGAAUCACCUCCACCACCUCUUCAGCCAGUGGAUACUCUUGCCACUGCAUCUGCGGCCGGUGAUCAACAACCAGAGGAGAGCGUUGGGCCUGGGCAAUCUCCCUUACGGAGAGCCCGCGGAGUCUUUCAAAUACAGCCCCUUCUUGCACAUACAAGCCUCAUCGCCGUCCCUGGAGUUUGGCCAACGCCCGAAGCACCCCCAGCAGAGAAUACACACCCACCACGUUGGACCCCUUGUCACAUCUGUUGUAACUACACCGAACCAGCUUCCGCCAUGGUGGAAUGAAGCCGUGAACCACCCACGGGUUGUGGGAAUCACUCAGGGAACCCUGGCGAUGGAUCCAACAUCGUUGAUCGUACCAGCUAUCCAAGCUCUGUCUGGCAAUCCGGACCUGCUACUCGUGGUCGCUUCACCGCACGAAGAUGAAAUCCGAUUCCGAAUUGGAGACUUUCCAAAUGUCCGUUUUGCUAGAUGGAUACCCUACCACUUGUUCCUGCCGCAGCUCUCUCUCCUCAUCACAAACGGUGGAUAUGGAAGCAUCACGCAGGCCCUGUCUCACAAAGUCCCACUGAUCUGCGCCGGCCAGACCGAGGACAAGAAAGACACAGCUGCCAGAAUCAACUGGGCAGGUGCGGGAAUAGAUUUGAAGACGGACAGCCCUUCAACCGCCCAAAUCCGGAAUGCCGCAGAGCAGAUCUUGGCCGAUCGAGGCUACGCGGAAAACGCUGCUCGUCUUGGGGAUGAGCUAAACGAGCUUGGGGGGCAGCGUAGGGCUACGCUCGGAGAACCCUCUAGCAAGAGGAGUUCUUCUAGCUCAAGCCGAUACUCGGGACAAGUUUGCAGGAUGCUCCAGGAUGCAGAUCAAGGUUCGGCCGCCGAAGACCCACUGAGUGUUCGGGAGGGAACGGGUGGUCGGCUCCUCUGGAACAAGGACGUAGCAGAAAUUAGAUUUGGAAUUUGGGUUGAUGCUAGAGCUUGUAUAGAUGUACGGCUUCGAGUUUCGAAUGGGCGAAUUGAAGAUGUGCUUAUGUUGGGAAUAGGAGAGACCACAGCAGCCAGCCCGGCACGAGAACCAAACACAGGCAGUAAACUGAUAGAGAUGUUUGCUCAAGUCAAAUUCAUGCCAAGUGUCGAUAACGUAUCGGGGGGAACCGCUGCUAUUCUCAUCGAUAGCAACAAAGGCUUUCAUGGUUUCCGUCCAAGUUCCUGGUUGUGUACUUUUGGCCAUCGGACCCUUGAGAGAGCGCUCUCGUUUUCGCGUGAAUCGUUCGGGAGGGGGAUCGCUUGGUAUUCUCGUCGAAAGAGGUAUCUUACGGGGGUUGGUACCUGUGCCGAGUCUCGCGUUAGGAUCCUGAACGAGAUAGGUACGACAGUGGGGUGAGGGGGAUUCUGGGCAAACCUUGCUUGGCUUGAGUAGAAGAAAGGCUUGAAGCUCUCUUGGACCAGGG
Molecule: messenger RNA, 1912 nt
Organism: Ilyonectria robusta
Lineage: Eukaryota; Fungi; Ascomycota; Sordariomycetes; Hypocreales; Nectriaceae
Exons: 3
Coding region: 1-1845 (614 amino acids)
Molecular function (GO): UDP-glycosyltransferase activity
Source: RefSeq, a predicted model, not a curated record